AUGACUUCACGAAACUCCCCUUUCGACCUUCAAAAAUGCGCGCGCCCCAACAUUCUUAAGCUACAGCCUUAUCGCUGCGCCCGAGAUGACUACAAGGACGACGGAACGAACAUCUUGCUCGACGCCAACGAGAAUGCCUACGGCCCGGGUCUCGCUUUGGACUCUGAAGGUGCCCUGCAGCACUCGACCGGAUCCUCCAAGCCCGAAAUCGAUUUUCUGGGGUUGAACCGCUACCCCGACCCUCACCAGAUCGAACUGAAGCAGCUCUUCUGCAACCUCCGCAACACCCACCACCACACUCAGAAGACCCUCCGCCCGGAAAGCCUCUUCGUCGGCGUCGGAUCCGACGAGGCGAUCGAUGCGCUCCUGCGCUGCUUCUGCGUACCAGGAAAGGAUAAGAUCCUGACGUGCCCCCCUACGUAUGGCAUGUACAGCGUCAGCGCACAGACCAAUGAUGUCGAGAUCGUGCAAGUACCACUGGACGUGAACAACGACUUCCAGCUGCAGCCGGACAAGAUCAACGAGGCCCUGUCGGCAGACCCCUCGAUCAAGCUGGUGUACAUCUGCUCCCCCGGCAACCCCACUGCCAACCUGAUCAAGAAGUCGGACAUCCAGAAGGUGCUGGAGCACCCGACGUGGAACGGGGUCGUGGUGGUGGACGAGGCGUACAUCGACUUCGCGCCGGAGGGCUCGAGUCUGGCCGAAUGGGUCAAUGACUGGCCCAACCUGGCGGUCAUGCAGACGCUGAGCAAGGCCUUCGGCCUGGCGGGCAUCCGAUUGGGCGUGUGCUUCACGAGCCCCCCGAUCGCGACGCUGCUGAACAGCCUCAAGGCGCCCUACAACAUCUCCAGCCCCACGAGUGCGCUUGCGACCGCGGCGCUCUCCCCGACCCACCAGGCUGUGAUGCAGAAGUACCGCGACCUGAUUGUCGCCCAGCGCGACCGCCUGGUCCAGGAGCUGCCGCAGAUCCCCGGUAUCGGGCGCUUCCGCGGCGGGAAGGAGUCCAACUUCCUUCUGGUGGAGAUCCUGGACAAGCCGGCCAGCCAAGGUGGCAAGCCCAGCAAUGUGAUCGCUCAGGCGGCUUAUGAAGCCAUGGCCGAGAAGCGUGGUGUUGUGGUGCGCUUCCGGGGUAAGGAACUCGGAUGUGAGGGCUGUCUCCGAAUCACUGUGGGCACGGAAGAGGAAGUCACCCGAUUCCUACGGGAGAUUCGAACCGUUCUCGGUGGUCUCCACAAGGGGGAGAGCAUUGACUCAGUGAGAGAGCAAGUGAGCCAGAACUGAUGAAAUCGGGGAAGG
This is a messenger RNA of Aspergillus aculeatinus CBS 121060, 1296 nucleotides long. Its product is annotated as histidinol-phosphate transaminase. The transcript has 3 exons. Lineage: Eukaryota; Fungi; Ascomycota; Eurotiomycetes; Eurotiales; Aspergillaceae. Gene Ontology annotation, molecular function: L-histidinol-phosphate:2-oxoglutarate transaminase activity; pyridoxal phosphate binding. Gene Ontology annotation, biological process: L-histidine biosynthetic process. The coding region runs from base 1 to 1281 and encodes 426 amino acids. The record is from RefSeq and is a predicted model, not a curated record.